GGUCGCAGGAGAGGACGGGCGACCAGAGAGAAACGGCCUGGGCGCGAUGCACAGCAAGGAGAUGAUGCGCGUCAACAGCCACAGCACGGAAGUCCUCCGCAUGGACCAGCUAAUGCACCAGGACGACUGGGUUCGUGACUCGGAGCGCCACCGAUGCCAUGUCUGUACGCGCAACUUUACCAAGCUCCGCCGCCGCCACCAUUGCCGCGUCUGCGGCGAAGUCGUGUGCUAUAACUGCUUGCUCAAAAAGUAUGCGGAAUUGCCGGUGAAAGGUCGCACGGAUGUAAAAGUGUGCAUGUCGUGCAUACUGUUGCACGCGACCAAGCAAAACGGGGCACAAAUACCUUUGCCGCCUCAGGUCGCGUCGUCGGGAAAGCAUCCCACAUCCGAAAGCUCCAGGCGACACUCGGCGCGGGACACCAUUGAUACCCGGAAGAAUUCGGAGUACAUGCCAUCAUCUCGGUUCUCGCCGCGCGGCGGGAGCUCAACUUUUGACGAUACGACGUCUAGUCGUCAUGGCAGCCGCGCCGAUCUCUCCGACACGAUCGAUUAUCUGCUAGACUUUAGCUGGGGAUACGCGUGGCCAAAGCCACCCGUGCUCCCGGACGAACAAGAGCGAUUGGCCGUCCUCCGGAGCUUCGACAUCCUCGACACGCCCACGGAAGACGUGUUUGACAUCAUCUGCGAGCUCGCGAGCAACGCCUUCAAGUGUCCCAUCGCAGUUGUGAGUUUGGUUGACCAAGACCGGCAGUGGUUCAAGGCCAGCGUCGGCCUCGCGCAGACUGAAAUUCCGCGCAACGUGAGCUUUUGCGCGCACACAAUCAUCUCGAAGGAGCCCAUGGUCGUGCUGGACACGCACCAAGACCGCCGCUUCGUCAAGAAUCCGCUCGUAACUGGAGGUGCAAGCAUUCGAUUCUACGCCGGAUCGCCCAUCGUCGCCUCGUCUGGCCAUGUCUUGGGCACUGUGUUUGUGUUUGACAACCAGCCACGGGCGUCUUGCGACGUUGCAACGCUGGAAAAGCUUUCGAACGUUGCGAUGAAGAACCUGGAAGACCGAAAAAGUGCAGCCGACGUCGUGCCAGGCCCAGUACUCGCCCCGGCGCCGACGGCGGUCGUCGUGGCCGCCCCUCCCGUCCCACCACCACCAGCUCCCGCGACCUCUACCUUGCACUCACAAGAUUUGGUUGUCCAAACCAACGGCCCUGGCGAUGGUCAAGUCGUCAGUGGCCCCAAGAUGGAAACCAUGCUCAUGGACUUGCUGUGCCGCACGACCGAGACGCAGCAGCAACUUGCAACGCAGCAAGGUGCGAUGUUCCAAACGCUGGGGCAACAUACCGUUCAGAUCGACAAACUUGCAGAUGCCGUCAAGCGCAUGGAGGCCAAGUUAGACGCGCGAGAAGCGCUAGAAAGUGGAGUAAUACUCAACAAGCAGUGAUUGUGUCGCGAAGGUACAAUCGACGUUUGUGCUGUCGA
This is a messenger RNA of Aphanomyces invadans, 1473 nucleotides long. RefSeq lists its product as hypothetical. Gene Ontology annotation, molecular function: metal ion binding; protein binding. The record is from RefSeq and is a predicted model, not a curated record. The transcript has 2 exons. The coding region runs from base 47 to 1435 and encodes 462 amino acids. NCBI's taxonomy places the organism in Eukaryota, Oomycota, Saprolegniomycetes, Saprolegniales, Verrucalvaceae.